This is a messenger RNA of Perca flavescens (yellow perch), 1390 nucleotides long. RefSeq names its product interferon gamma receptor 1-like. The transcript is spliced from 8 exons. Gene Ontology annotation, cellular component: plasma membrane. Gene Ontology annotation, molecular function: cytokine receptor activity; protein binding. The record is from RefSeq and is a predicted model, not a curated record. The coding region runs from base 296 to 1390 and encodes 364 amino acids. Gene Ontology annotation, biological process: cytokine-mediated signaling pathway. NCBI's taxonomy places the organism in Eukaryota, Metazoa, Chordata, Actinopteri, Perciformes, Percidae.
UCUUACGGUUUCCGGUCCAGGUGUGUGUGUGUGUGUUUCCCGGUUGAACAGGUGAAUCGUCCUCGCUCUUACAACACUACUACACGGAGAGUGGGCGUGAGUGCGUCAGGGUUCUGUGGAAGAAAAUCAGGAACUUGUCUGACGGAAACUUUACGUUGUUGCCCAAAAAGUUGGCGUUUUUGUAAUGAAGGCUCGUUCGCUUUUUAUUCAUUUUAUUGUUGCCUGUCAGUGUUGAGGAGGAAGCCGGAGUUGAGCGGUUGUUAGGCGGACACUUUGGAAGGCCUGCCCUGGAAACAUGCUGCUGUCCGGCGUCCUGCUCCUUCUGCUCAGCCGAGCCGCUGCCGCUGCCAUUGUUCCGCCGCCGACAAACGUGAAGCUGAGCUGCCUGAAUCUCGACGUCGUGGUCACAUGGGAGUACAGCGAACAGGGACCACAAACCAGAUUCCUAGUACACAUCGAAGGGUCUGAAGGGGAACCCUAUCAGAACGAAACCACAGACCAUCGGUACGACCUGAGCGACUACAUCUGGGCGUCUGAAGAGCGCUACAUGGACAAUUACCACGUCAACGUGACAGCCGUAGAGGGAGGCAACCGAUCCAAACCGGUAUCAUCCGAAACAUUCUCCUUUAAUCGUUUAAAGACGGUCAAAAUAGAAUGUGAGUUGGACUUCCCUCCCGUGGAUGUGGAUGAGAAGGAUUCAGGCGCCACAGUGAGCUUCGUGAAUCCCCUCCACCACUACGACCGACUGAAGCACGCUGUCAAGACGGGUGCCACCACCUUUGAAUUCACGAUCUCGUCAGACGCUGGAAAUAUUACCGAGUCUUGCAAGGCGGGUGAGACAAUCUGCAAACGCAACAUCUCGUUUCCGGAGGGGGUGAAGAAGUGCGUCAGCCUGAAUGGAAGCUUGGUUCACGGGGAGCUUCGUCGCAACGUGUUGUUCACAAAGACACACGACAUCUGUGCGACUGCGUCGAUUGAGCUCCCUGCGAUAGCGCUCGCUAUAAUGCUGUUCUUCCUCUUCGUCGUAAUCAGUGCGAUUACUUUUCUGAUCUGCAAAGCAAAAGCCUGGACGAUGAAGCUACCCGGUCUGCCCUCGGCUCUGGAAGACUUUGAAGCUGCUAGAAACCACUGGGACAGGGAGUGUCCGAUCAUUGACCGUUCUCCCGAGGACGGGGACAGUCUCACCGAGGACAGCUGCUGCUGCUCCUCCUCCUCCUCCGGGGGGGAACUCGGAGAGGGAUACAGGGGAGACGAAGACUUCGCAGAGGACGGAGAGGAGAAGGAACGGUCUCCCUACGACUGCCCGCACAACCUGCCGCACAACCUGCAGGUGGACAUGGGGGACGGAGACAUGGUCACGGGUUACAGCGAGAGGGAAGGGCCGUCCUGA